Messenger RNA from Elephantulus edwardii (Cape elephant shrew), 1218 nucleotides. RefSeq names its product tyrosylprotein sulfotransferase 1 (gene TPST1). Gene Ontology annotation, molecular function: protein-tyrosine sulfotransferase activity. Lineage: Eukaryota; Metazoa; Chordata; Mammalia; Macroscelidea; Macroscelididae. The record is from RefSeq and is a predicted model, not a curated record. Gene Ontology annotation, biological process: peptidyl-tyrosine sulfation. Gene Ontology annotation, cellular component: Golgi apparatus. The transcript has 4 exons. The coding region runs from base 106 to 1218 and encodes 370 amino acids.
CCAGAUGUCGAUCAUCGUCCGGAAGUAAAAUCUCCAUGGCCUGAGCAUGUUGAGAAGGUCGCCUUGAGCACAGUGUCCGUUUAAUUACAAGCCAAGCAUAUCAAGAUGGUUGGCAAACUGAAGCAGAACUUGCUGCUGGCGUGCCUGGUUAUUAGUUCUGUGACUGUGUUCUACUUGGGCCAGCACGCCAUGGAGUGCCAUCACCGCAUAGAGGAGCGUAGCCAGCCGGCCAGGGCCGAGAGCCCGCGGGCCACCCUGCGGACUGCCCUGGACGGCAAAGCCAAUAAAACCUUCGCCUACCACAAAGACAUGCCUUUGAUAUUUAUUGGGGGUGUGCCUCGAAGCGGGACGACACUCAUGCGGGCCAUGCUGGACGCGCACCCCGACAUCCGCUGUGGAGAGGAGACCAGGGUCAUCCCCCGGAUCCUGGCCCUCAAGCAGAUGUGGUCGAGGUCCAGUAAGGAGAAGAUCCGCCUGGAUGAGGCUGGCGUCACGGAUGACGUGCUGGAUUCCGCCAUGCAAGCCUUCCUGCUGGAAAUCAUCGUAAAGCACGGGGAGCCGGCCCCUUAUUUAUGUAACAAAGAUCCUUUCGCCCUGAAAUCCUUGACUUACCUGGCCAGGUUAUUCCCCAAUGCCAAAUUCCUCCUGAUGGUUCGAGACGGCCGGGCGUCGGUGCACUCGAUGAUUUCUCGAAAAGUCACCAUAGCUGGCUUCGACCUGAACAGCUACAGAGACUGUCUGACCAAAUGGAACCGGGCCAUCGAGACCAUGUACAACCAGUGUAUGGAGGUUGGUUAUAAGAAAUGCAUGUUAGUUCACUAUGAGCAGCUCGUCUUACAUCCCGAGCGGUGGAUGAGAACGCUCCUGAAGUUCCUUCACGUCCCGUGGAACCACUCAGUGUUGCACCACGAAGAGAUGAUCGGGAAGGCCGGCGGCGUGUCGCUGUCAAAAGUGGAGAGAUCCACAGACCAAGUCAUCAAGCCAGUCAACGUGGGUGCCCUCUCCAAGUGGGUGGGGAAGAUCCCGCCAGAUGUUUUACAAGACAUGGCAGUGAUUGCGCCCAUGCUGGCCAAACUGGGGUAUGACCCAUAUGCCAACCCUCCUAACUAUGGAAAACCAGAUCCCAAAAUCCUGGAAAACACCAGAAGGGUCUAUAAAGGAGAAUUUCAGCUACCUGACUUUCUUAAAGAGAAACCCCAGACCGAGCAAGUGGAGUAG